ACGGGCGCGCGUGUGGUUAUUUCCUUGCGGUGAUGCCUUGCUUGUCUGCACUCUGAAUCGGUGGAACUAACGAAGCCAAGAUGGCGUCCAUGCGCUUCCCUUUCUCUUUUCCUCAGCCCCAACCGCCUCAAUUCCCUCGCCCCUUCACCGCAUUUGCUGUUGGUGCUGCCAUCGCCGGUGCCUCCGCCGCCGUCGUGGCUGUCUCCUCCUCCUCCGACCGCCCCUUUCUCAGGAAUGCCCUGAAUUCCGUCUUCUCUUCUGGCCACUCGUUGCCUCUCUGGGGUUCACUCAGCUUGGCCGACAGUGGGGUUUCCGUGCUUGAAUCAAAGACUGGAAUUUCCUUCCCUUCGGUUCUAGCCUCUUCUCAAAAACUCUGCGGAAUUGGGUUGCGAAAAAAAAGCGUCUUGGGUUUGAAGAACAUUGAUGUAUACGCAUUUGGUGUUUAUGCUGAUGAUGAUGACAUAAAGACUCAUCUUUCUGAUAAAUAUGGGAAGUUCUCCGCGUCUGAAUUGCAGGGCAAUAAGGAGUUUAUUGACGAUCUUAUGGACAAUGAUAUACCCAUGACAGUUAGGCUUCAAAUUGUGUAUGGGAGAUUGAGCAUUCGUUCUGUGCGUAGUGCAUUUGAAGAGUCUGUAGGAAGUAGGCUGCAGAAAUUUGGGGGAUCAGACAAUAAAGAAUUGCUUCAAAGGUUCACUUCCCAGUUUAGAGAUGAAAUAAAAUUACCUCGUGGAUCUGUAAUUCAUCUCUCAAGAGAGAAGGGCCAUGUUCUUAACACCUCAAUUGAUGGACAGGAAGUGGGAAGCAUCAAGAGUAAACUCCUAUGUAAGUCAAUUUUAGAUUUAUAUUGUGGUGAAGAAGCAUUUGAUAAACAGGCCAAAGAAGAAAUUGAGCACAACGUGGCUUCUUACCUCUAGAGGUAGAAUCUUAGGCUUGGAAUCAUCUUUAAAACAUGGAUUCUGAACCUUUUUUAAUUCCCUGCUCUGAGUAAUUUUUAGUUUAUGCAUACCCGGAACUUCAAGAUUGCAAUAUGAAUUUAUUCAUAUUUCUAUCAGCUAUCUUGUAAAAGAGGACUUUUCUGAACUCGUACAAAUCAUAACGCAUCUUCUAAGUGGGUUGACUAGACCUAGAUUUGUUUUGUUGUGAAAA
This is a messenger RNA of Vigna angularis (adzuki bean), 1146 nucleotides long. Its product is annotated as fatty-acid-binding protein 1. The record is from RefSeq and is a predicted model, not a curated record. The coding region runs from base 81 to 914 and encodes 277 amino acids. Lineage: Eukaryota; Viridiplantae; Streptophyta; Magnoliopsida; Fabales; Fabaceae. The transcript has 4 exons. Gene Ontology annotation, molecular function: intramolecular lyase activity.